GAUCAAGAAAAACCAUCCUCUGAUCAAACCAGGGAGCAGAACUGGACCACCCUCCCCGCCUGCCCACCACCCCGACUGCUGCCCCCUGUCUCUGGAUCGAGUUUAAAUCUCUCGCCCAACCACCCCCCUCCCCUAGACUCUGCGAAAAGGGGCGGUCUGGAAACAUAGUGAGCAGAAUCCUCCGGUGUUUUGCUCUGGUCGGCUGCCGUUAAUGACAUCGCUUGGUGUUCCUGAAAGCAAGCGUCGUGGUGUACUAUUUCCAAGGAGAAAGUAGAUCAACAAAUACCGAUUUUCGUUUUGUAACUUAUCGUUGAAUUUAGGAGCCAGAAUGGGGAAAGUAGAAGGAGGGAUGAAAUGUGUCAAAUAUCUCCUUUUCAUCUUUAACUUCAUUUUCUGGUUAAUUGGCUCGUUGGUGCUCGCUGUUGGUUUGUGGUUGCGGCUGGACCCUGUGACUGUUGCCAUGCUGAACGGAGAUGGAGCGCCAGGGACCUUCUUCUACGGGGUGUACAUCCUGAUUAUGGCGGGCGGUCUGGUGAUGCUGGUGGGAUUCUUCGGCUGUUGUGGGGCCGUCAGGGAGUCUCAAUGUCUUCUGGGCUCGUUCUUUGCCUGCCUGCUGGUCAUCUUUGGAGCAGAGGUUGCUGCUGGUGUGUUUGGCUUCAUCAACAAAGACAAGAUUGUGAAAGAUGUUCAGAACUACUACAUCAAAUCAUACAAUGACGACAGUAACAGCACCAUGAUACACAACUCCUACCACAACGUUCUGAACUGUUGUGGAACCUCUGCUAAACCCUGUAGUGAGUCCCCUGCUGAUACCAAGAACUGUGAGACCGGCAUCGAGGAGUUCUUCAACAAUAAGCUCUACGUCAUAGGCUAUGUGGGGAUCGGUAUCGCUGGAGUCAUGAUCAUAGGGAUGGUCUUCAGCAUGGUGUUGUGUUGUGCCAUUCGAAACAGCAGGGAAGUAAUCUAAUCCAACACAUCUCCUGGCCCGGGAGACUUCCCCCAUCUCUGCACCACCUCCACUUGCAGGCUCACAUCCUGCUCCACCAACCUCCACCUCCUUUUCAUGUCACCUCCACGCACCCAACCAGGUGGACCACAGAGACCACAGACAGGCCAAACAGCCUGUUGAAAAUGCAACGAAUGUGUGUGAUACAUCAGCAAUUGUGUAAAAUAAUAAAUGUUGUAUAAUUACAGGUUUUACACCAAUAGUCUACCCAUAGAGGGGCUAGGCGUAUUCUAAGACUACUGGCUGAUUCUAACACACAGACAGACAGAUACAGAUAUAUACAUACAUGCAUGCAUGCAUGCAUACAUACAUACAUACAUACAUACAUACAUACAUAAAUAGUUUCACAUACUUAUACCCUCCUGUGCCUUGUGAGUUCAAUCCCAGAUACACCACUGGCCCACUGGUUCUGGGUUCAUUUUUUUUGUUUCCACUGGUUGUGGGUUCAUUUAUUUUUGUUCCACUGGUUGUGGGUUCAUUUAUUUUGGUUCCACUGGUUGUGGGUUCAUUUAUUUUUGUUCCACUGGUUCUAGAUGCAUAUGUUUAUUUAAUUUUUUAGUUUUUUUUUCUGAUUGAAAUUGGUUCUGGCUUCCAUUGGUUCUGAUUUAUUCCCAAAGUUAGACGGUGUCCUUAUUGUAAAUGUGGUAUGUAUUUGGUAUAUAACAGCAGGUUGGCAUCAGGGUUAGUUCUUUAAUCGUGCCCUAUCCCCUAGAGUGUACACUACCCCUGCCCAGAGUGGGUACAGGGAGUGUGUUAGUAAAGACCACGGGAUCAUCCCAAAUGACAGCCCUAGUCCCUAUAUGUGGUGGAAAGUAAUGCAUUGUAGACUGAAUAGGGUGUCGUUUGGGAUGUAGUCAGUGAAUGAUCUGUAGUCGUCAUGACAAUGCUGUCCUAAAGCUUGUUCUGUGCCUUUUAUCUUUUUGAUCCAAAAAAAAACAUUAUCGACCAAUCAGUGGCCAGAAGCAGAGUUUCUGCUCUUAGGAAUGCCUACUCUUCUGGCAUCUACUUUCCUGUACAUAAUACCGAAAGGUUCUGAAAAUGGAAAGUUCCAGAAGUCAUAUUGAAAGUUCCAGAAGUCAUACUGAAAGUUCCAGAAGUCAUAUUGAAAGUUCCAGAAGUCAUACUGAAAGUUCCAGA
Messenger RNA from Esox lucius (northern pike), 2143 nucleotides. RefSeq names its product CD9 antigen. The transcript has 8 exons. NCBI's taxonomy places the organism in Eukaryota, Metazoa, Chordata, Actinopteri, Esociformes, Esocidae. Gene Ontology annotation, cellular component: membrane. Bases 329 to 967 code for a protein of 212 amino acids. The record is from RefSeq and is a predicted model, not a curated record.